This is a messenger RNA of Pocillopora damicornis (cauliflower coral), 448 nucleotides long. RefSeq lists its product as uncharacterized. NCBI's taxonomy places the organism in Eukaryota, Metazoa, Cnidaria, Anthozoa, Scleractinia, Pocilloporidae. Gene Ontology annotation, biological process: iron-sulfur cluster assembly. Gene Ontology annotation, molecular function: iron ion binding; iron-sulfur cluster binding. The record is from RefSeq and is a predicted model, not a curated record.
CAUUGACAUUAUCGGAGUCUUGCAUAACUGAUGGAAGAUGGCACUCUUCACCCAGGGUCUGAAAAACGUAGCAAGGACAGGAUUAGGUAAACAGGUUGGAGCUGCUGCUGCAGCCUAUCACAAGAAUGUAAUUGACCAUUAUGAAAACCCAAGGAAUGUUGGAUCCAUGGAUAAGGAUGAUGCCAAUGUUGGCACUGGACUUGUUGGAGCUCCAGCUUGUGGAGAUGUCAUGAAACUUCAGAUCAGGGUGGAUGAAAAUGGUAAAAUUGUGGAUGCCAAAUUCAAGACAUUUGGAUGUGGUUCAGCCAUUGCUUCAAGUUCCCUUGCUACUGAAUGGGUGAAAGGAAAAACGAUAACUGAUGCUAAAGAUAUCAAGAACACAGAGAUUGCAAAGGAGCUGUCUCUUCCACCUGUGAAACUUCACUGUUCAAGUAAGUUUGAGGAAUAG